Molecule: messenger RNA, 2115 nt
Organism: Bactrocera latifrons
Lineage: Eukaryota; Metazoa; Arthropoda; Insecta; Diptera; Tephritidae
Exons: 3
Coding region: 1-1863 (620 amino acids)
Source: RefSeq, a predicted model, not a curated record
AUGACUUCUCACUGCCACAUCACACAUCAUUGCCACCAUUAUUCCCCGGGUAGUGGUAGAGGCGGAGAGAAACGCAGCAAAAAGCCAUGUGGGUGCAAUAAUCAAAUAAAUAAUCGACAKCAUCACUCUCACCAUCAUAGGCACCGGCAUCACCGCUAUCGUUACUUGCAAUCGGAAUAUCAUCAACAGGAUAAACCCCUCCGCCAACUUCCAGGUUAUAACAGUAAGUCUUCCUUUGAUUCCAGUGAUGAUCUACAACAAUCUGGCCUUGAAAAUCAGCAAGGACGCUUGCAAGAGAUUGCAAUUGAAAUUGAUGCAGCCACAUUGACUGAAGAUAACACAAGCACUGCCACCUCAAAUUUUGCAUAUAAAAUGGCGAAGUCUAACAUAGCGCCUAUAAUAAUGGCACCAAUACACGAUAACGAUGAGGAUGACAAGAAACAACGGAGAAAAUAUCAUGGUCAUCGAAGUGAUUCCAUGAACUCAAGCAGCACAGGGGAAACUGAUGAAUUGUCUCAUAGAAUUUCCGGUGUGAAACGUAAGAAAACAGAUUGUGAUAGCACUCCAAUUUGGACUGAAUCUAAUCCCGAUAGACAUGAACCCACUAUUACACCACACUUAUCAUGCUGUAAGGACUUUCAGUGUCGGGCCAAGAGCAGAGAGGCCAACAAACUCGAUGCGGCACAUAACGAAUGUGUUAGAAUUCAGCGCAAACAAUUCAAGGCGAGUGGAGCAGAUGAAUGUUGUAGCACUUGUUCACAUUGUUCAGAAUGUUCCUGCCAGAAUGCGGAUGCCACUAGUUGCAGUAGUUUUGAUGAAUUGGAUGCAGACGACCAUGAUGAGGAACGACGGGUCGCACCCCAUGAACUAGUGGUCUCAGCAGAAUGUCAUCGCUGCAAUUUUCACCAAGCAUCUACAACGUCAACUGGAGAUGAGGCAGAAGAGGAAGACGGUGGUGCAGAAGAUAGACUGACGGCAAAAAUUACCAAGUAUACGGAACGAUCCAUUCAGGAUAACCAUGCUACGGACAGUUCUGCGCAUACGAGUCGAAGAAGCAGUGCGAGUUAUUGCUCCUGUCAUUCGAGUAAUUGUUAUUGUUGUGAAUGUAAUUGCGCAGAUGUUGUUGAGGACGACGGCGACUCGACAACUGGUCAGAUGCUUACAGCGAGGGACCAUGCCUGCACGGCCUUAACAUCGACUACCGAAUUUGAUGCAGAACACUCAAGUACACUGACACCAUUAACAAAUGCUUCAUCUGCCGUGUCAACGCCUGGUGCGGAAGACGCUGAUGUCACCCUACGCAGUUUGACCAAUACUUUAGCCGAGGAAAUUUGCUCCUCUCCGAGCCAAUCUGCAGAGUAUUUCUCACUCUCUUCCAACAAUCAGCAAAGUCAUUUUUCUCCUACAGAAACUCCUACUCAUAGAGCAAUAAAGACACCAACUGAAAUCCGCACAGCCGAAAAUUUAUCUAAAUGUAAUUUAGAAAAAUCGGUUGAUUCAGGAGAGCUUGGGACGGAACUACAACAUCGAAAGGGUACAAGACAUGGAAGCAAUGAUAGUUCCUCGGCCACGUUGACCCCAUCAAUUACAACAAUUAUCAAAUACCCACCUAUGAACAGUGCAGCUGGUAGUUCUACAGCAUCGGCCACACCACAGCAGAUAUCACUACAAUCGUUGAACGCUGUCUCAACUGUCACGGCCAUUUGUGGCAGUAACGGCGCCUCUGUGGUAACUACCGCAUCAGCACCCAGUAGUGGUCGAGUGAAACGCACUUCCAAAUUUUCACCAGCUUCAACUGAAGCUUUCAAUUGCGACCCUAUACUCUUUGGUCAGGAACGCCGAUCAACCGAAAUUAUCUUAUAGCCAUUUGGCAAUAAUGGGGGUUACAAACCAAGAACUAAUGCCUAGAGUGCCAUACUUAUCUGAAAUUUCGCGGUCUGAAAAGAUCAUGUCUCGGCUGACUCUAUUUAAAUACGACCAUGUUAUACAUCUCGUAGUUUAAYAAUGGUUAUCUAUUAGUUUCCUUUUGCAAGCUUGCUAGUCACUGUCUUGAAGUAUUUAAUUGGGCUAAUCACUUUGUUGUUCAAACACAUGUAUAUGAUUAUCAUAAUAAAC